ACGCCCCCCGCGGGCUUCAUUGAAAUGGUUGGAUUUUCCCCGUGAGGGAAGAAUUGCCCUGUCACUGUUCACGGGAGUGCGGUACCGGUCCAGACAAGCCUCAAAAGUUAUUCACGGAGCUCUGUUACCCGGCUUAAACGAUUCAGGUGAUGGAGAUUCGGAUCAGCGCUCGGCUCGGUUUCAUCUGCUCCGUUUUUCUGCUUCACUUUGUCCACGGAACCCAUGCAGCUGUCUGCAGUCAGGACCAGUUCAGGUGUGGAAACGGGAAAUGCAUCACCAGCCGCUGGGUUUGUGACGAUGCAGACGACUGUGGAGACGGAAGCGAUGAGCUGCCUGAGUCCUGCCGAGAGAAGACGUGUUCGCAAAGCCAGUUCAGCUGCGGCGGGCGUCUGAAUGAGUGCGUGUCCACCAGAUGGCACUGCGAUGGGAAGCCUGACUGCGAGAAUGGCGCAGACGAGCAGGGCUGCGCCCUGAAGAACUGCACGGACGAGGAGUUCCGCUGCAGCAGCGGUCAGUGCGUGUCGAAGUCGUUCGUCUGCGACAAGGAUUCCGACUGCGACGACGGCAGCGACGAAUCGUCCUGUCCCGUCCCCACCUGCAGCCCCAGCACUUUCCAGUGCAAUGACUCUGUGUGCGUGCCGCAGCUCUGGGCCUGCGACGGGGAUGCCGACUGCGCAGACGGCUCUGACGAGUGGCCGCAGAACUGCCCUUCCGGGACGGGUCAGAAACAGCAGACGGUCUGCAGGAAUCACGAGGUCCUGUGCGGCAGCGGCGAGUGCAUCCACGGCAACUGGAGGUGCGAUGGAGAUUUCGACUGCAACGACCGGUCAGAUGAGGACAACUGCACUGUGCCCACCUGCCGUCCAGAUGAGUUCCUUUGUAAAGACGGCAGCUGCAUCGCAGGAAUGCGUCAGUGUGAUGGGAGUCCUGACUGCCGGGAUCACAGUGAUGAGGAGGACUGCGUAACUGUUAAAACGUGCAAAGAGCCAAACUGGUUUAAAUGUCGCAGUGGCGAGUGCAUCAGCGCAGACCGCGUGUGUGAUGGUACGAAGGACUGCCUCGACUGGUCAGAUGAGCCUCUCAAAGAGUGCAACUCUAACGAGUGCCUAGUUAACAACGGUGGCUGUUCUCACACGUGCAAUGAUCUGAAGAUCAGAUACGAAUGUUUGUGUCCAGAAGGAUUUCACCUGAUUAACCGCACACAUUGUGAAGACGUGAAUGAGUGUCUGGACGCAGACACCUGCUCUCAGAUCUGUGUAAACCUGCCGGGCAGCUUCAAGUGCGACUGUAAUGAAGGAUUUGAGCUGGAUCACAUGACCAAAGACUGCAAAGCGAUUACAGGAUCUGGAGCGUUCCUUUUCUUCAGCACCCGUCACGAGGUGAGGAAGAUGGCGCGCAGCAGAGAGUACACGUCACUGAUCCGCCAGCAGAAGAAUGUGGUGGCAUUAGACGUGGACAUUAACAACGACAGAAUCUUCUGGUCUGAUGCGAGCCAGAAAAAGAUCUACAGCGCAGCGGCUGCUGACCCCGCCCUUCACAGCACCGUGAUUGACAGCCAGAUCUCCAGGCCCGAGGGUCUGGCUGUGGACUGGAUCCACGGUAACAUCUACUGGACGGACAGUGAGCUGCAAACUAUCUCCGUGGCGACUGCAAAUGGCAGCAAACGUAAGACGCUCAUCAGCGACAACUUGCAGAAUCCUCGCGCGAUCGCCAUCGAUCCUCAGCACAAUUUCAUGUUCUGGACGGACUGGGGCGUGUCGGCCCGGAUUGAGAAGAGCGGACUGAACGGUGCAGAUCGGACGGCUCUCGUCACGGAAAAUAUCGUCUGGCCAAACGGCAUCACGCUUGAUGUUUUGAAUCACCGUCUGUACUGGGUCGACUCAAAGCUGCACACGCUGUCCAGCAUUGGCGUGAACGGAGACGGGCGGCACACGCUGAUGCAUGACCAAGAGAAGCUGCCGCAUCCGCUGGCGCUGGCCGUGUUUGAGGAGAAAGUCUUCUGGACCGACGUGUCCAAUAACGGCAUCUGGAGCGCGAACCGCAUGACAGGCCAAGAUAUCGCUGCUGUGGCUGAACAUCUGCAGUCUCCUGAAGACAUUGUGCUGUAUCACAGUCUGAAACAACCUACAGGAAGGGACUGGUGCAAAGAAACGGCUCUGGUCAACGGCGGUUGUGAGUUUCUGUGUCUGCCGGCACCGCUGAUUAACGCACGCUCACCCAAAUACACGUGUGCAUGUCCUGAUCACAUGACCCUGGGAGCAGACAUGAGGACAUGUGUGUCAGGUCCGAACGCCACAGCGCCUCCACAGGCGACGAGCAGAACUGCACCCGGCCUGUCACACACUGCAACCAGAGCAGCUCUGCCAUCUCGGGAUCAGAGCGGAGACGGCACACAGACGGGCUCCGCAGGGGAAGUGAUGCAGAACAUGAGCCGGUUUCUAGCCCUUCCCAGCAUCCUACGGUCCUGUAUGUCACCCUUCCAAUCGUUGCCGUGUGUCUGCUGGCGUUUGGCGGGAUGUUGAUUUGGAGACACUGGCGGGUGAAGAACACCAACACCAUCCACUUCUCCAACCCAGUCUAUCAGAAGACAACAGAUGACACGGUCCACAUCUUCAGGAGCCCCAGUCUGGAAGGAUACUCGCAUCCAUCGUGUCAGAUGAUCAGCAUGGAUGAAGACGCAGCCUGACGCUCCUCCUGAAACUCCACUUUAAAUGCUGCUCUGAACUGAAGGAGACUCUCUUCCUGACAUGCGAAAGGAUCAAUCCUUUUUGUUUUUUAAUAUCAUGUAAGGAAUGAAGACAGAGACACACACACACACACACUUGUAUCUAAUGAACACAGCUGCUUAACAUCAGAAGAGCAGAAGGUCUGAAUCUCUUCAGGCGCCUGUAAGAUCCUGUGGCUUUGCACACUAUAAACACGUAGCUGUUUCCAUUCGUGAUGUGUGAGCUUUUAAGAUCCAGUCAUUGAAGGUAUUACCACUUUUAAUAUUUAAAAUGAAUCUUGUAAAUAUUCCUGAUCAUGUUAAUGUGGAGGGCAGACAGGUGUCUCUCUUCUUGCACUAUAUAUGUUCACUGUCACGUAGGUUUUAUUUAUUUCUUCUUCACAGACACACUUGAACUAUCUUUUUGUCUUUGUUUUUGUAAAUGCACAGGGCUGCUUUAGUAAUAAUGAGCAAUUCGCAGCGUUUUCUUAAUGUUGGUUUGCUCACGCGUGUGAAGUUCUCUUCUGUAGAUUGAACUCUGGGCCUUAAAACCAGCGAAUGUGCCUGAUGUACAGCAUGAUGAUAUGUCAUAUUGUUUGAACGCACAGAAUAUUCCACGAUGCCUUCGACAUAUUAGAGUGAAUUAGUCCUCAGGGUCGCACGUCUGCGCUGUGAUUCAGGUGACCUCUGACCUCACCUGUCCGUUAGAAGAAUCAUGCUUUUACGUUCUGUUAUUGAUGUGCACACGGUUUAUUUUGAGGCAUGUGCAGUAUGUUAUCUGAAGGGUUGGAGCGUUUUCACUGUUACCGGAUGAAUGAAGAAUCACAAACGCUCCUCAAACAUCUGCAGUAAAUAGUCGUCUUUAUCACACAGACUUUGUACGAAGAAAACUCUUUUAUUUAUUGUGUAAAUGUUUGAUUUUUGUUGUGUGUGUGUGUGUGUGUGUGUGUGUGUGUGUGUGUGUGUGUGUGUUGAAUUUCUUGCUGUUCUCUUUUAAAUACAUUGUGUAUCUGAUGUGAUAUCGAAAUGCCAUCCAGAAAUCUUCCUGCACUACAAAAGAAAUGAACCUGUGCGUCAUAAGACGACAUUCAGGGACUUUUAUAGUUUAUGAAGGAUAUUUGAAGAAGAUUUGUGAAGUUUUCAGUCAUCAGCUGGUCUUGAAUUGAUUCUGUUACUGUUGAUGGGUCAUUUGUGAUCUGUUUUACUUUUGUGAAGGUUUUAUUAAGCUGUUUGAGUUUUAAUUCUUUAUCUCAGGACUCAUGGUCCAGUGAUCUGAAUGUUCUACAGGUUUAAAGAAACAAAUUGCGCCCAAAGAAACAAUUGAACUGUUUUUGACAAUGUUUAAUAAAUUUAUGUUUUGAAACCAGAAA
Messenger RNA from Megalobrama amblycephala (Wuchang bream), 4074 nucleotides. It is a transcript of the gene ldlrb, whose product is annotated as low density lipoprotein receptor b. The record is from RefSeq and is a predicted model, not a curated record. Gene Ontology annotation, molecular function: calcium ion binding; protein binding. NCBI's taxonomy places the organism in Eukaryota, Metazoa, Chordata, Actinopteri, Cypriniformes, Xenocyprididae.